Messenger RNA from Mytilus trossulus (common blue mussel), 1815 nucleotides. RefSeq lists its product as uncharacterized. The transcript has 6 exons. NCBI's taxonomy places the organism in Eukaryota, Metazoa, Mollusca, Bivalvia, Mytilida, Mytilidae. Gene Ontology annotation, biological process: protein ubiquitination. The record is from RefSeq and is a predicted model, not a curated record. Gene Ontology annotation, molecular function: zinc ion binding; ubiquitin-protein transferase activity. The coding region runs from base 121 to 1698 and encodes 525 amino acids.
CUUUAUACGGGUCACCGAUGGCUCCUAAAAUUACUUGUUUAAACUCUACUCACCCCGUUACACGCACACCUUUCAGUUUUGUGAGACCGAUACUUGACGUUUGACUGACGGACUACCAAUAUGAAUCUUUCUGGGUAUGACAAUCUACCGGAUGAAUCGCCUAUUGGACAAAGACACAAAAGGAAGGACAGCACAAGAGAGCUAAAUGGAAGUUAUAUUCUUGCUUGUAGAGGAGAAGAAAGUUUGGAAACGAGUGGAUUUGACCCAUUGUCUCCGGUAUCUUCGAAGGGGAGACCAAAGGUUCAUAAAGAUUUGACAGUGUACAGCAGUGUCGCUUUGGACGAGUCUGAUUAUACUAAUAACACAACAGAAGAACUAAAACCAAAACGAUCUAGAAUUAUACACGAUAGUAUUGCUGAUAAAUCUCUACCCAACCCUCAUAAUACAACGUGUGACGAUACUAGACUUCUCUGUGACAGUAUAGCUGAUCUAACCACACUCCCCAAUCCUGAAAGUGAUAGUGAUGCACCGCAUUGUAGAAUCUGCCAUGAAGGAGACGAAGAGGAGGACCUUCUAUCGCCAUGUUUCUGUUCGGGAUCUGUCGGAGCUUUACAUAUGUCAUGUCUUGAAAAGUGGUUAGGAGCAUCCGAUAAAACAAGAUGUGAAAUUUGUGGAUUCCAAUUUUCAAUUUCGAAAAACCCAAAACCAGUCACAUGGUUCCUUAAAAACAAGUCAUUAGGAAGAGAAAGAAGAUAUUUAAUUGCAGAUAUUGGUUGUGCCAUUUGGUUCACACCAUUUACAAUUGGUUCCUUCACUGGGUGCAUGAUUGGUGCCAGCUAUUUUACAUCUGUUGACAAAGACUGGCAGGCAACAACACUUAUUCUUCUAGCCAUGAUCAACCUUCUGAUUUUCUCUUUGUGGUGUGGGUUUACAAUCAGGCGGAACUAUAUUCUGUGUUCAACAUGGCGAGAAAACUUUCAAGAGAUAAAAAUCAAAUAUAAUCCACCCGACAAAAAUAAUAACAAACAAACUGUCAGCCGAGGAAGUUCUGUCACUGACCGAAUGCUUCUGGAAAACAGCUUUAAAACAGUGCAUGCGGGAAAGACUUCUCCAGAGUUUCCAGCAAAACCAAUUAUCAGAAAAAUAACAUAUGAAACUUCUCCCAAACACAGAAAACAACACUGUCACAUUGAACUGGAAGAAGAGGAUUCGACUCUGCAACCAGGAACACCAUAUCCAAAGCGUAAACAAAGUUCAAAAAUGAAAAGAUGCUGUGCUGAUAAAACAAUGACGGAAACUCUCCCACCAAAUGAAUUAACAAUUUUAGAGGGUAAAAAAGUUAGAAAAGUAAGAAACAAACGUGUCGAUCAUCUUCAAAAUAAUUCCACUUCUACACCAGCCAAGACGAAUUCUGGAAUGCAUAAUAUCUUUGAUGAGAACCACUGUUCAGCUACACCUAUACAGCUUGUGCCUUACCAAAAUAUACAAUCCGAUAUAAUAUAUGCUAAUCCUGCUGCUGUAGAUCAUCCAGGCAUGUUUGUGGAAACUCCUUUUGCGAUCGUGCAUACAAACGUUGCUACUCAAAGUAUGACGAGACAAGGACUUAUUUUCCAAGCUCCCCCAAAAGCCCGACGGUGUGAAGAAGCUAUGGCGAUGCCACCUGAUGAUAUGGACAAUGGAAUACAAGACGUUAGCUAAUAACUUCAUAGUGCUAGAUAUUGUGUAAACAUUGUUAUAUUCUAUUUGCAACUGAAAAUCAUUCAUUAUCUAUCAAUUAUCACUGUCUUGUCUCAAAAUAUAGAAUUGCAUUCAAAA